UUAACCUAUAAAGUUAUAAUGUAAAACAAGUUGAACAAGCGUGUAUUAAAUAAUUGAGACAAGUAUUAGUGUUUAAACAUUUUACCAUGGUUCGUAAAAAAAUUGAUAAUAGAAUCAGACUCCUGAUUGAAAAUGGUGUCAAGUUAAAUCAUCGUACGUUGUUUGUUAUCGUUGGAGACAAGGGACGUGAUCAAGUGGUUAUACUGCAUCAUAUGUUAUCUAAAGCUGUAGUGAAAGAAAGGCCCUCUGUUUUGUGGUGUUACAAAAAAGAAUUAGGCUUUAGCAGUAACAGGAAGAAACGUAUGAAACAUUUGCAACAUAAAAUAAAAGGAGGAAAACUAAAUAUAGACGAGGAUAAUCCAUUUGAAUUCUUUGUGUCAUCAACGAAAAUUAGAUACUGUUAUUAUGCAGAAACACAUAAAAUUCUUGGGAAUACUUAUGGCAUGUGUGUCCUUCAGGAUUUUGAGGCUUUGACUCCUAAUUUGUUAGCAAGAACAAUUGAGACAGUUGAAGGAGGUGGUCUUAUUGUACUUUUGCUUAGGUCUCUCAAUUCACUUAAGCAACUUUAUACAAUGACAAUGGACGUACAUCAACGAUUCCGUACAGAGGCACAUAAAGAUGUUGUUUGUAGAUUCAAUGAAAGAUUUCUUCUAAGUUUAGCAUCAUGCAAAAGAUGUUUAGUGGUCGAUGAUCAGCUUGCAGUAUUGCCUGUAUCUUCCCAUAACAUUCAUGUUAAGCCUGUUGAAGCUGUCACAGAACUUUCUGAAAAUGAAGUAGAAUUGAAUAAUUUGAAAAAAGAGUUGAGUGAUUCCCAACCAGUUGGGAACUUAUUGAAGUGUUGUAAAACACUAGACCAGGCUAAGGCUUUGUUGAAAUUUAUAGAAGCUAUAUCUGAAAAAACAUUGAAGUCAACAGUUUCUCUAACAGCUGCAAGAGGUCGAGGAAAGUCUGCAGCUUUAGGUUUAGCAGUUGCCGCCGCAAUUGGUUUCAGUUAUUCUAAUAUUUUUGUUACUAGUCCUAGUCCUGAAAACUUGACUACAUUUUUUGAAUUUGUGUUCAAAGGAUUUGAUGCCUUAGAAUAUCAAGAGCAUAUCGAUUAUGAAUUGGUCCAAUCUACCAACCCUGAUUAUAAUAAAGCCAUCGUUAGGGUAAACAUUCACAGGGAUCAUAGGCAAACAAUACAGUAUAUUGAUCCAACUGAUAGCCAGAAAUUGUCGCAAGCUGAACUUUUGGUAAUUGACGAAGCUGCUGCUAUCCCUCUUCCUUAUGUUAAAGCCAUGUUAGGGCCAUAUUUGGUAUUUUUAGCAUCUACCAUCAAUGGUUAUGAAGGAACAGGAAGAUCUCUCUCGCUCAAGCUUUUGCAACAACUAAGAACGCAAUCUGCCCCAGCAGGUGCUAAUACAAAUGCUGUGAAUAAAAAAGAUUGGGGAGCAGCAAUCGGGAGAACUUUAAGUGAGGUUACUUUGGAUGAAAGUAUAAGGUAUGCAUCAGGAGACCAUGUGGAAAAUUGGUUAACUAAACUUCUUUGCUUGGACGCUACAUCAGUAGCCCCUUUAAAUUCAGGAUGCCCAUCCCCAGAAGAAUGUAAUCUUUAUUAUAUAAACAGGGAUACUCUAUUCUGUUACCACAGAGCUUCAGAAGAAUUUUUGCAGAGAUUGGUGUCACUUUACGUAGCUUCUCACUACAAGAAUACUCCGAAUGACCUUCAGAUGAUGUCAGAUGCACCUGCUCAUCAUUUAUUCUGUCUUUUGGGACCAACCGAUCCAAAGAGUAAGAAGCUACCAGAAAUUCUGGUUGUAAUACAGGUAUGCUUGGAGGGUGAGAUAUCAGAAAGGUCAGUUAAGGAGACUCUUAUGAGGGGUAAAAGAGCAGCGGGGGAUUUGAUUCCAUGGACCAUUACGCAACAGUUUGGAGAGCCUGAUUUCGCUAAACUUUCCGGAGCUAGAAUCGUCAGAAUUGCUACGCAUCCAGAUUACCAAGGUAUGGGUUAUGGAGCUAGAGCACUAUUUCUAUUGAAACAGUAUUAUGAAUUUAAAAUACCCAGCAUUGAAGAGAAUAUCUUGGAAGUACAGGAAGAGAUAGAAAAUGUAGAAACCGAGGAGGUAGGUUUACUUGAAGAACAAAUAGAGCCACGCAAAAAACUACCCCCGCUACUUCUAAUGUUGAGCGAAAGAGUUCCUGAAAAAUUAGACUACAUUGGUGUUUCCUACGGCUUAACAGAACCUCUACUGAAAUUUUGGAAAAGGGCUGGCUUUGUGCCCGUUUAUCUUAGACAAACCACUAAUGAUAUAACAGGUGAACAUACAUGUAUCAUGCUUAAUAUGGUCAAUUCUGAUGAAGAUGUGGACAAACAAUGGUUGACAAGUUUCUGGAUUGAUUUUAGAGAAGGAUUCAUCAAUUUACUUUCUUAUCAAUUUUCGAAAUUCAUGCCUAGUUUGGCUCUUUCAGUGCUCGUCAAUAAAUCUAGAAAAGUGCCCGGAAAAACUUUGACAAAGGAGGAAUUAGAUAUGCAAUUGUCGAAUUACGACUUGAAACGAUUGGAUCUGUACAGUAAAAAUCUUGUAGAUUACCACUUAAUUAUUCGUCUGAUGCCAACGAUAGCAAGGAUAUUCUUUAUGAAUCGAAUGGGAGAUGUACAAAUGUCGGCAGUGCAAUCGGCCAUUUUACUUGGAAUCGGCCUACAACAUAAAACUUUUGACCAGCUCGAAAAAGAACUCGAAUUACCAGUUUCACAACUGUUGGCUUUGUUCAAUAGGUCAGUCAGAAGAGUUAUAAAAUAUUUCAAUGAAAUUUUAGAAAUGGAAAUCGAAAAAACUUUUGCACCACAAUCUGAUAUCGUUAUGAAUCCUUUACAAGAAAGUAUUCAUGAAGAAUUGGGUGAAGCGGCGAAAGAACUACAGAAAAAACAAAAAAAAGAAUUUGAAAAACUGAAGAAAGAGGAGUUGGCUCAGUUUGCAAUCAAAGGGUCAGAAGACGAAUGGGCUAAAGCCUUUUCAUCGAAAGGAUCAAAGUCGUUAGUCACAGUGAAAACUGGAGUUAAAAGACUACAUGAAAAAACUGAAGAAGAUAUGGAUGUAAAUGUAAAAAUGGAAUCAGAAAUGAGGAAGAAAAAAAAGAAGAAAGUGAAGUUUUUUGAACUUUAUCACUUCGUGUGGAACCAAACCAGAACAAUCUUAAUGCUUCAUACUAUGGAAUUAAUAUCUAUUGCACUCGAUGAAUCUCUUAGAGCUUUCUCGAUUUGAUCUUGCUUUAUGCAUAUAUAUAUAACUGGGGGUAU
Messenger RNA from Harmonia axyridis, 3277 nucleotides. Its product is annotated as RNA cytidine acetyltransferase. The transcript is spliced from 9 exons. Gene Ontology annotation, biological process: rRNA acetylation involved in maturation of SSU-rRNA. The coding region runs from base 87 to 3242 and encodes 1051 amino acids. The record is from RefSeq and is a predicted model, not a curated record. Gene Ontology annotation, molecular function: 18S rRNA cytidine N-acetyltransferase activity; tRNA binding; ATP binding. Gene Ontology annotation, cellular component: 90S preribosome; nucleolus. Lineage: Eukaryota; Metazoa; Arthropoda; Insecta; Coleoptera; Coccinellidae.